CUCCUCGUAAUAAUAACCUCCUCAGCUGAGCUGAUCAUCUCCUCCUAAGUCACUAUAAUAUAAUCUUCUUUUUUUCUCCGGCCGCCGGCGACUCGAUUAUAUUCCGAGCAAUGGCUGCAACGGUUCUUUCGAACGGAACCCGUUAUGCCACCCUCCCCCACAGCUAUGUCCACCCCCUCUCACAAAGGCCACAGCUGUCGGCCGUCGACACCUGCGACGAUAUUCCGGUCAUCGAUUUGGGCUGCGGAGACAGAAACCUCCUCGUCCGGCAAAUCGGAGAUGCCUGCCGCCUUUAUGGAUUUUUUCAGAUAAUAAAUCACGGGGUUCCAAAAAGAGUGGUUGAGGAAAUGCUAGAGGUAUCACAUGAGUUCUUCAAUUUAUCAGUGGAGGAGAAGAUGAAGCUCUACUCCGACGAUCCAUCGAGGACCAUGAGGCUUUCCACCAGCUUCAACAUCACAAAAGAGACUGUCCACAACUGGAGGGAUUAUCUCAGGCUUCAUUGUUAUCCCCUUGAGAAAUAUGCCCCUGAAUGGCCUUCAAAUCCUUCUUCUUUCAAAGAAGUGGUGAAGACCUAUGUAACAAUGGUUCGACAAGUUGGAUUGAGAAUAGAGGAAGCCAUAUCUGAGAGUCUAGGCCUUGACUCAAAAUGCAUCAAGAACAUUUUGGGUGAACAGGGUCAACACAUGGCGGUUAACUACUACCCGCCAUGCCCCCAACCCGAACUGACCUACGGGUUACCGGCUCACACCGACCCGAAUACCCUAACCAUUCUUCUUCAAGAUUCCCAUGUUGCCGGACUCCAGGUCCUCAAAGAAGGAAAAUGGUUGACCAUCAAGCCCCGCCCAGAUGCCUUCGUCGUCAACAUUGGUGAUCAACUUCAGGCACUUAGUAAUGGCAAGUACAAGAGUGUGUGGCAUAGAGCUAUCGUGAACAGUGACAGAGCAAGAGUGUCGGUGGCUUCGUUCCUGUGCCCAGAAAACGAGGCCGUGAUCAGCGCCCCGGAAUCGCUCACCCAAGACGGUUCUACGGCUGUUUAUCGGAAGUUUACCUAUCAAGAGUAUUACAGCAAGUUCUGGAGCGGUGCCCUAAAACAACAGCACGGUUUGGAGCUCUUCAAGAACUAGCUAGCUAAUUAAGCUAGCUUCUACGUAUCUUAACAGCUCUUUCAUAAAAAUGCAAGCAUGGAUAUUACUAUAUAUGCGUUUUGGGCUUUAUUAUGCAUGUAAAAUAGUUUGAAUGAAGGUACAGUUGUGUUAUGUACUCUUUGUUUCAAAAGGUAUUUACCUGCCAUAUAUACUUUGUAAUGAUCAAACUACAUACGAUAGUGUACACUAAGGAGUGCAUAAUAAAUUUGAAGAGUGUAAUCAGAAUGAAAUAUAUACUUCGAUUUUCAAUCUCGAUCAAUAGGGUUGAUGAAAUCCUCUUCAAUGAGGAACCAGAAUCAUUUAUUUUCAUUUUAUCAUCACAAUAUUACU
Messenger RNA from Cuscuta epithymum, 1475 nucleotides. The record is from the annotation of a GenBank genome assembly. NCBI's taxonomy places the organism in Eukaryota, Viridiplantae, Streptophyta, Magnoliopsida, Solanales, Convolvulaceae.